CGUGCCAUUUCGCUCUCCUUCCUUCCCUCCCUUUCCUCCCUCUCUCUCCACCGCCAAAAUCCCAAAUUAAUCCACCAAAAAAACCAGAAAAAAAAUCGUUUCCUUAUCAAUGAGUCAUUGGCGUUGCUGCACCUGAUUCGAGCUUCCUCGCGAUCGCCUCCGCGGAUGAAUCAAUGGAUCCUUCUUCUUCCAAGGAGCAAAUCCCGCGGAUGAAUCGGCCCGGGCCGUUGCGCGGAUCGGCCUAGAGGAGGGGGAGGAGGAUCAGCUAGGUGAUGAGCUCGGUUAUAUGGAAAAACAAAAGAGGCAAGGUCUAGAUUAGGUGAGUAAGAACCGGUGUGGUCUAAAGAGAUGAAUGGUUCGAUAUUCGAAGGUGAUCAUGCUUUAGAGAUUAGGAUUUCAAAGCUAAGUGGAAGGACAUCAUUUGUGGUCGGUGUUAAUCAAGCCUGUGCUGAUCAGGAAGGAGCUUCCAGCACAGCCCUUCAUUUCGUUUGCGUUCAACGAAAAUGAAUAACCAGGUUGGGUCCAGUAGCAAGAAAAACUUGAAUGUGGCCUAUGAAGAUCUGACUAAAAUUCUUGGUCUUAGUAGGUUUGACUCCGAGAACCUUUCUGAUGUCUCGAGUACUGGUUUACCAAUGAAAUGUGCUUUGGAUCCAACAAAUUCAGUGCAUAUGAGGAACAUAACCCCUGAGAAUGGGCUUAAAUCAGCCGAAGUUUCAAGUGAUAAUCUGCAAGAUACGUCUAUUUCGUGUGAAAGUCCACAUUCACAGUUUGGAAAAGCCAAGUUCAUGUGUAGCUUUGGUGGAAAAAUUAUGCCUAGGCCAAGUGACAGCAAGCUCAGAUAUGUUGGCGGAGAAACACGUCUCAUCUCAAUACCCAGAAACUUCUCAUGGAAUGAACUUGUGCAGAAAACCCUUAAAAUCUACAAUCAGCCCCACACCAUAAAGUAUCAGCUUCCUGACGAGGAUCUUGAUGCAUUGAUAUCUCUUUCAUGCGAUGAGGAUCUUCAGAAUAUGAUGGAAGAAUACAGCAGCCUUGAAAGGGCCAAUUCCUCACCUAGACUUCGGAUAUUUCUUGUGUCACAAACUGAAUGUGAGGAUUCAUCAUUGGACUCAAGAAGCUUAGAGAGUGAACCAGAAUAUCAGUUUGUGGUUGCUGUGAACAAUCUGGCCCAACUGAAGAAGAGCAUCAGCGGUAACAAUUUGCUGAGCCAAUCAAGCCAUCAUUUGGAUAAUUCUCCACUACCUUGCAGAGACACACCUGUCUGUCAAACAGAUAGAGAAAGUGGAGCUAAAGCUUUGGGAGGAUAUACUGUAAAUGAGGCCCCAUCUCAGUUUUUCAUUUCUCCAUUCACACACCAAACAGUAGCUGAGUCAUCAAUGACUUCCUCCCCAAACUUAAAUCGGCAGAGGACCAUGAAAAAAUCAAGGAUGCGGUUAUCUGCAGAGAAAUCAACAUUGAACCAAGAACAUGAGGACACAAGUGAAGUUUACAAUGGGUCAAAUUUGGAAACAAUGCUUCCUGACCAUCAACAUAAGAAGCAAAAUGAUACAGAAACAGGUAUUGGAGCUGGAACUUCCCCACACCAUUUUCACAUUCAAAACCAGGUAAAAGACUUGGGCAUGCCUCAAAACGAGAGUGGCUUGAGUUCACUCACCAACUAUGAUAUGCCUAUUCCUGUGCAAACACCCUUCUAUUCUGAAAAGGUAUCCAUUCAUCCAGAAAAUUCAGUCUUGUCUGCAGAAGGCAUGACUCAUGCCUUCUCGGAUCCUUUGCUGAAAGACCGCAAACAAGUACUUGCAGCCAACUUGUCAUCAGCUGCUGAUUCCCACAUAGCACCAAUUUCCCAAGAAAUAUAUCAAACCAAGGAGCCAGAGAGAAAAUUAAGUGUGACUAAGCCAGAUUUUGUGCGUGUUAAGCCAGCUGAUGUUGCUCGAACAGAAGAACCAAAAUGCCUUGUUUCUAAUCAUACUGACCAACCAUAUAAUCAAGGCAUUGUUGGUGCAGCCAGUGUAGAACCAACAAUACAUUACCAACAAGAUAGUUUAUCCAGUAAUGUCAGAAAAGGUCAUGAUGGUGGUUCUACUGUUCAACAGCAGGAUAAGCCUUAUCAUCAGGAAAACAGGGCAGGUCCAAAUGUUACUCCCCGGUUCGGCUUUGUUGAUACAGGGUUCAAUUCCUGUCAUGCACGUGCUCCAACCAUAUCAUCGGAUGAAUUAGAUGCUCUAGAAAGCUCAGUCCCAACAUCAAUACCUGCUACUGAUCAUUUUGUCAAUGAAUGUUCUGUUGGGUCCCAAGUAGAGAAUUCAGCUCGUGGAUCUCAGAUAGACAAUUUGAAUUCAGGAGGUGCUGGUGCAGAUUAUGGAACUACUGGCUGUGUGUAUGGGUACGAUAAAGUUGCUCCAGUACCCCAUGCAAGCUUGCCCAUAAAUCCUUUUGAUGCUUUUACCUCCCAAAUAUCUAUGGCAAAUAGAGAAUCUAGUGUAUAUCAAAAUGGAAAGGUGGACCAGUCAUCCGUGCAUAACUAUGGCUUGGAUAUCUCUCCACUUAUUGGCAUUAGUAACUCUGAUGUGAGUGCAAAUUUGCCGUCAUCUCAGAAUCCAUCUCCUGUGUGUGUUUCAAGCAGAGAGGUCCCUCUCGAGUGCAAUAUUGCCUGCAGCCAUGUAGUGAAUGGAUUUGAUCCCACCUUCAUUGAUAAUGAAAGCAUGAAACUGAAUGACAGAAUGUACAACAAUGUCCAGAUGGAGGCACCUGUUAUAGUUGAGGAUGUGACUAAUAAUGUGCCUUUAGGCAUUCCGUCAUCCAGACCACUCAUUCCUCAUGUUGAAGUGGCAGCUGAAGAACGGCAACAAGCUAUUAUUUCAUCACUGAAGGAUGAUGAUGCUAAGAGUGAUGGGCCAGAGUUAGCUAAUGAGGAUCAUGAUGAUGAACCAGCUGCGGAUGGAUCCAUAAGUGAUGCUGCAGUUGCCGAACUGGAAGCCAGCAUGUAUGGCUUGCAGAUCAUAAGAAAUGCUGACCUUGAGGAGCUACGUGAAUUGGGAUCUGGCACAUUUGGAACAGUAUAUCAUGGGAAGUGGCGAGGAACUGAUGUUGCUAUAAAACGAAUUAAGAAAAGCUGUUUUGCUGGGAGAUCAUCUGAACAGGAGAAGCUUACCAAAGACUUUUGGAGGGAAGCAAAAAUUCUUUCAAAGUUGCAUCAUCCAAAUGUUGUUGCUUUCUAUGGUGUGGUUCCUGAUGGAACUGGAGGAACAUUGGCAACUGUGACAGAGUUCAUGGUAAAUGGAUCACUAAGGAAUGUUCUUUUAAGGAAGGACAGAAUGCUCGAUCGUCGGAAAAGGCUCAUUAUUGCUAUGGAUGCGGCAUUUGGAAUGGAAUAUUUGCACUCCAGAAGCAUAGUCCAUUUUGAUUUGAAAUGCGACAAUUUACUUGUUAAUUUGAGAGAUCCUCAGAGGCCAAUCUGCAAGGUUGGAGACUUUGGACUGUCAAGAAUUAAGCGCAACACAUUAGUUUCUGGUGGUGUACGGGGCACUCUUCCAUGGAUGGCGCCUGAGCUUUUGAAUGGAAGCAGCAGCCGAGUGUCUGAAAAGGUGGAUGUGUUCUCCUUUGGGAUAGCUCUAUGGGAGAUCUUGACUGGUGAGGAACCCUAUGCAAAUAUGCACUGUGGCGCUAUAAUAGGCGGUAUCGUCAACAACACUCUUCGGCCUCUGAUACCCAAAAACUGCGAGCCUGAAUGGCGAAAACUGAUGGAGCAAUGCUGGUCAGCGGAUCCUGACAUCCGCCCCUCAUUCACCGAGGUCACCGACAGGCUACGAGCCAUGUCAUCAACUCUUCAGGCAAAGGGACAGCAUCAGGGAAACAAAUGAAGCCUAUUUCAUCAACCGGCAAAAAUAUUUGAUUGCAACGGAGAUGGAUCACUAACCUGCCCAAGCUCCUAUCUGUGUGCAUAGAUUGAGUAUAUACUAUACAUGUAUAUUUGUUGGUCAUGGUGUGUAUUCUAUUCUGGUGUAUGUAUGCCUAUGCUGUUCAUUUUUUUUCCACCCCCUCUUUCUUGAGAGUUUCUUAAGUGUAAUUACGUGUAUCUAUUUGAGAUAACAUGUACUGCAUGCGGGCUCUUCUUGAGGCCUCACUUCUCUUACAAUUUUUGUGAGCCUGACCACUGAAGAUGGCCUGGCACUUGUAAUUAUAUGGCAUGUAUGAACUGACAGAAAUACAUUGAAUUGACACUUUUGAGGAAAGAAUAAAUGGAUUUAUUUGUUUUC
Molecule: messenger RNA, 4256 nt
Organism: Oryza brachyantha (malo sina)
Lineage: Eukaryota; Viridiplantae; Streptophyta; Magnoliopsida; Poales; Poaceae
Exons: 9
Coding region: 504-3860 (1118 amino acids)
Biological process (GO): signal transduction; protein phosphorylation
Cellular component (GO): cytoplasm
Molecular function (GO): ATP binding; protein kinase activity; protein binding
Source: RefSeq, a predicted model, not a curated record